This is a messenger RNA of Malus domestica (apple), 1075 nucleotides long. Its product is annotated as protein TIC 20-IV, chloroplastic-like. NCBI's taxonomy places the organism in Eukaryota, Viridiplantae, Streptophyta, Magnoliopsida, Rosales, Rosaceae. The record is from RefSeq and is a predicted model, not a curated record.
GACUGCACCAGAGUUUCUAAAGAGUGCGAGAGAAACCACAACACAUCUCGAGAAGCCAUGGCGAUCGCCUUGGGCUGCCGCCUCAGCGUUCUUGCCUCCCGGUACAAGGAUGUGAAUCUAAAAACACAGAACAAGCGCAAUGGGGUUGCAUGCAGUUCUAAUUUGAAUGCAAUGCCUAUACUGUCAAGCAGCAGGAGCCUACAGCUUAGUCACAAUCUGCAUUCUUGGGCUCCGAAAGGAUUGCCGAGCUUGCACAUUUCUUCUACGUCAUCCACACUGUUAAGAGGGGAUCAAGGCAAUCAGUCACACAACAUAUCCGUCUUACCAAGACAACGGAGAUCUUCAACUUUGGCACAAGCACAGAAGAGUAACUCAAUCAGUAUACCUUUUCCGAAAAUGAAAGAGAAGCCGGAAUGGUGGUGGAGAACUUUAGCAUGUCUCCCCUACUUAAUCGCUUUGCAGAUGUCUGAUGCCGGGUUUUAUAUUCAACCCUUAGCAGAACACUAUGAAUUGUUUGGAGACUUGGUUUAUUAUGUCCCAGGAGCAAUAAAGAGGUUACCGUAUUGGUUCACAAUGAUAUAUUUCUUCUUCGCAUACUUUGGAGUGGUGAAGAGAAAAGAGUGGCCUCACUUCUUCAGGUACCACGUAAUCAUGGCAAUGCUAUUAGAAACAAUGCUGCAAGUAGUGUGGUACUCGAGCAAUUUUUUCCCGCUUAUACACUUCAACGGCACAUUCGGCAUAGAAUACUGGGCGGUCGUGGCAGUCGUGUACGUUUCGGUCUUGCUCGAGUGUAUAAGGUGUGCUCUUGCCGGCAAGUAUGUUAAACUCCCAUUCUUUAGUACCCCUGCUUUAGUCCAUACUCUUUUCCAAGUAGAAGGAUACCAUAAACCUUUCUGAAGGGUUGUGUUAUUAUAAAUUGAUUAUUUGGCUUAUUUUCUUAUGUAUUAUUAUACAAGACUGGCGGAGCCUAGUAGCAUGGGUUUGUAACUAAGCAGGGCAUUGAAGUAAUUGAUUGUUUAGAUUAUACGAGACUGUCACACAAAAACGUAUGAAAUACAAUCCUCUGGUUUACGUA